This is a messenger RNA of Betta splendens (Siamese fighting fish), 2924 nucleotides long. Its product is annotated as chemokine-like protein TAFA-4. Gene Ontology annotation, molecular function: receptor ligand activity. The transcript is spliced from 5 exons. Lineage: Eukaryota; Metazoa; Chordata; Actinopteri; Anabantiformes; Osphronemidae. The record is from RefSeq and is a predicted model, not a curated record. The coding region runs from base 640 to 1047 and encodes 135 amino acids.
UAAACAAACAUUUUAUUUAUACAUUGGAAAUAUUAAAAUUAAUUAUCAUGAUGAUUAAAAUAACUUAUAUAGUCACAGUCCUUUUUAGUUUUUGUUAUUGUUUUUGUUCCUAAUCCCAACAAACUCAUAUGACGUGAUUUAUGUGCCAGUUUAUAUGUCACUAUCGUAGUCCAGGUGCUUUUUUCACACCAUCUCCAUUCUGACGCUGUAAUAAUGAUGAUGACAGAUGAUGUAGGUCAAACUUCGGGGCUCGGCCUCGUCGUCGUGUCCUCCGUGUCCACUGCGACAGGAUGUCAAUACUUUAAGCUUCUUACAGCGCUAAUGAAAGUGGCCGCAUAUUGUCCCGGAGACAGAUGGUUUCUGGUCUUGAUUACGUUUUAAUUUGGGCGCUGACAGGCUCGGCUCGUCGCAGCGGCCCCACUGCGCUCGUUCUGCCGGUGAAGGUGCGGCGCCUCCGGGGAGAACAGCUGACGUGAGAACCGCGGGUUCCUCCGACGGCUGAAGCGUCGUUCAGCAGCACGCGCUGUUCUCCGGCUCGUCUCCGCAUUAAGGCGGCAAACUUUAGGGGCUGGAGCAAAGCAUCUGCUUCAAGCGUCGGCGUAGGAUGUUCACACGGAGCCUGCAGCAGCCAAAGGCAGCAUGAGGCCGCGCGCGCUGGCUUCGGCUCCACGCUGGGCCGUCCUGCUCCUCUGCGUGGUGAGCGUCUGCAGCCAGCGAGUGUCCACUGGCAACCGAAGCUCCCGAGGACAGACAGGGCCGACGCGGGAGAGGACGGGGACCUGCGAAGUUGUUGCCGCCCAUCGCUGCUGCAACAGGAACAAGAUUGAAGAACGCUCUCAAACAGUCAAGUGCUCCUGCUUCCCAGGACAGGUGGCGGGGACCACGCGGGCUCUGCCCUCUUGUGUUGAAGCCGCCAUUGUGCGUCAGAAGUGGUGGUGCAAAAUGGAGCCGUGUCUGGAGGGGGAGGAGUGCAGAGUUCUCCCUGACCUCACGGGUUGGUCGUGCAUCUCCGGGAACAAAGUGAAGACCACAAAGGUGGCGCGGUAGCGGGACAGAAGCUCCAUCUCAUCAGCCCGAGCCCCUCGCAGCCCGCAGCCGUCACCCUAACUAACACUGGACUCUGAGGACAGUGGGCACUUUGUCAGAUAGAGCAAAGAACAAUAUAGAUUCAAUUAGAUAUCUCCUGGCUGAGCUGGAAACGGCAGGAACUCAUUAUUUCACUUUCCUCUGGCUUAAACACAAUUUUGCUUAGGGUUAAUCCCAGCGAGUGGACAAUCUAUUAGCAAGUGACUUAAGAUAAAAUGAUGCGGCGCCGCGGCGCUUUGUAUGCUGGGCACACAGUGAUGCGCUCCAUCAAAGUUUGGAUGGACCCGCUGGAACACACUUAAAGGGAGAUUCGGUGGGUUUUCAGGAGGCCCAAAAGUGAAUCCAUGGGGUUACGACUUUCUACACCAAUCAAAGCAGAGAAUCUGAGACAUGAGGAACGCUGUGAUUGUGUAGCAGCCGUAGACAUCGCUGUCCUGUGGACGUGGUCUGAGAUUUGAGGUCAGGUCCACAGAGAGGCACACACACACACACACACACACACACUGGACUGUGGUUGGACGGGUCGUGGAGGCGUGAACACACGCAUGAAGCCCAGAUGUAAAACAGGGGCUGUUUGAAAUGCUAAUCAUGAGGAGGACGGCGGGAGGAGGCGGGCGGCGCGUCCUCACUGCUGAGCGUAUUUACGCGGCGCCUUUGUUGGUCCCUCCACGGCGGGCGCUCCUGUGGAGGGGACCCCGCUUCCAGUAAUGAUGGCAAACGCCGGCGAUUCUCUGCACUGAAGCAAAAUCGUAGCUACGAACAGAAUGUUUACCGUUGUUCAGUCGUCCCCUUAAUAAUAAUAAUAAUGGAACAUUAAUAAAAUCGUUUUUCCCGCUUCCUUUCUUUUAUCGCUUGCUUUGAGGCAUAAUUCCUUUUGACUGAAGACCCGUUUUAUUCUAACAGACGCUGGGGCUCCUUCCAUGUCAGACGUGUCUGGGCGCCUCACGCUGUGCGAGUCGAGAGCAGCUGAAUGCGGAGCCGUUUGCUCAAUAUUUACUUAAGGCAAUUAUGCGUUAUGAUUGUGUUGGUAGUGACAGGAUUCUUUCCUGAGCUGUCAUGUAGCGUUUUUUUUUUGUAAACAUUGGAUGUUGAUUAUGUUUUAAUGCUAGCGGCGCUAACAGCACUGUAAUAAAAUCAGCUCCAACAAUGGCGCCAACCACCCAGUAAUGAACUGGUGUUCAGCUCAGCAAACCACCACAACAAUAACACAACCAGGUUUAAAGACAUCACCUGUAAAGUUCUUCUCAAUAGUUGUGACUUUUGAGCGUGUUCUGUUUUCACAGCCGGCAAAAUAAUGAUGAAGACUAAACCAACGCGUUUGAUCCCAUUCUUAACGUCGUCAAACAAAUGGAUUAAAAGUUAGGCUUAACAUAAAACUGCUAAGUAAACUCAGCUUCCACACUGAAGUAGCUCAGUAAAUUAUUCUCCAUAUUCACAGGAAUGCAAAGCUCACUGAAGUUGUAGGCCCCGAGAUUCACUGACUGUUCCCACAAUCCGAGCAGACCUGGACAAGAAAGCUUUGGAAAGAUCAGCAACUCUCACAGCAACAUUUCCCUCACAGACUUUACUGAACCUGCAAAAAAAAAAAAACGGAAUCCACUGGGAGUUAAGCUGAAUAAGCUCAUGUGUGACUUCCACAGCAUUGGCAUCCUUACUCUCCCGUCUGUGCUUAGUUUCACAAACAUGCUUUUUAUUCCCCCUCACACCCUAAUGACCACAUAAUGUCUGUAAUAUGUUCUGCCACUUGUGCAGCACGGACAUAUUUGAUGUAACAAGAGGUUUUGUUUUUCUACAUUUCCACCAGAGCUGAAACUUUUUGCAAUAAAAGCUUGAAACGA